AUGAAUACUGCAACGGCUUUUUUAGAAGCUUGUAACGAAUUGUACAUAACUUUAAAAGAAAACGCCAUUCCUACCGCGUGGCGCGGUGCUCGCGCAGGCUCGUCGUGUGAGUCCGCCGUGUGUGCUUGCCUUGUUUGCGUGUGUGUGCUCUCUGCGUGCACUCAUUGCUUCCCUUUUACAAGAGCUUUGUGCUCGUUCGGGCUGGUCUUUCGCACCAACCACCUCAAAAAGCCACCUGCACCGAUGGCCGGCAGCGACCUGCGCACCGUGAGGUUUAUAAAUACGCAGCUCCUGGGCCGCAGACGCCCCACCGUGGAGCUCGUCUCCGAGGACGAGCACGACCUUCAAGAGGACCCUGCCAUCGCCAUGAACUCGCUGAGCACCGAGACCACCGCGGACCGCGAGGAAGUGCUCUUCGACUGCGCGGAGCUGUACGAGGCCCUGGCAGACGUGGAGCCCACGCUGUUCAAGCACGCGCACCGCAGCUAUCUGGACUAUGCGCUGGGCCACCCGCUGCCGCCGCAGAUGAAGGCGCUCGACGCCUCGCAGCCGUGGCUCCUGUACUGGACAGCGUGCGCGCUGCGACUAAUGGACCCACAAUGGCUCACGCAAGACGUGCAGCGCAAGAUGGUCCACAAGCUGGCGCUGUGCGCACUGGACUCGGGCCCCUACUGCGGCGGGUUCGGCCAGCAAGCGCACCUUGUGUGCAACUACGCGGCCAUCAACGCCCUCGCGCUGUGCGACAACAUCGACGGCUGCUGGGCGUCCAUUAAGCGUGAGGGGAUCUACGAGUGGCUACUGACGCUCAAGAUGCCCGGCGGCGGGUUCCGCACCGGCGCCCUGCUGGGCGAGUGCGACUCCCGCUCCACGUACUGCGCGCUCAGCGUGGCGUCCAUGCUCGGGGUACUGACCCCGGAGCUGUGCGAGGGCGUCGAGGCCUUCCUGCUCCGGUGCCAGACCUACGAGGGCGGAUUCGGCGCCUGUCCGCACGAGGACGAGGCCCACGGGGGCUACACCUUCUGCGCGGCCGCGGGCCUGGCUAUUCUCGGCUCGCUGCGCAAGUGCGACACGGCCAAGCUGCUUGACUGGUGCAGCGCGCGCCAGACCAAUGAGGAGAAGGGCCUCUCGGGCAGGAGCAACAAGCUCGUCGACGGCUGCUACAGCUACUGGGUCGGCGCUGUCGCCGCGAUUUUAGAGGCCUACGGGCUUGGCGAAAGCAUCGACAAAAGCCAGUUGCGGGAGUACAUUCUCAAGUGCUGCCAGAGCAAAGAAAGGCCGGGCCUGAGGGACAAACCAGGCAAGUCUCCCGACUACUAUCACACUGCCUACGUGCUCAUGGGGCUCUCCGCGACGGAGUACUCGUUCUCGGUGCGCGACUGCCCGCAACGCAUACAGAGCGCGCGCCUCGUCGAGCAGCCCGACGUCGAGCCCGUCAACCCCAUCUUUGGGCUCCCAAUCGACGUCUUGGCAAGGUUCGUGGACUACAACGCAGCGCGUUAG
Molecule: messenger RNA, 1500 nt
Organism: Lachancea thermotolerans CBS 6340
Lineage: Eukaryota; Fungi; Ascomycota; Saccharomycetes; Saccharomycetales; Saccharomycetaceae
Gene: RAM1
Product: protein farnesyltransferase
Exons: 1
Coding region: 1-1500 (499 amino acids)
Biological process (GO): protein farnesylation
Cellular component (GO): protein farnesyltransferase complex
Molecular function (GO): protein farnesyltransferase activity
Source: RefSeq, a predicted model, not a curated record